Molecule: messenger RNA, 4419 nt
Organism: Rhopilema esculentum
Lineage: Eukaryota; Metazoa; Cnidaria; Scyphozoa; Rhizostomeae; Rhizostomatidae
Source: RefSeq, a predicted model, not a curated record
GCGCCUCCGUAUUUUAAAAAUUGGCAAAUCAACAAACGAACCGAACAAGCGAAAAUCUAGACGAAGAUAACGUUUGAUUGAAUUAUCCGAUUAAUUCUUGAUUGGUUUCAAAGUUUUUGCCAGAAACAAGUACUGGAACGUAGCUCUCCAAUACCAGUACAUAUAACAGGAAGCUUAAGGAUUUUCUAUGGUAUGAGAUAUUGUGUCUGACAAUGUUAAAAGUUGGUCGAAAAAUUUUGCAAUAUCACCAAUCAAAGCUACCAGUUCUGCUGGAAAUGCUCCAGUUCUUUACAACUGUUGUUGGAGUCCAAGAUGUGAGGUCUGACAUUCUCAAUUCAUGGCUUAGUACAAAAUUACAGAUUGUUUUGAAGAAGCUGGAUGUGACAACAAAACCAGUGAACAAGGAAUUGUUGAAUAAACUGUUUCAUUGCGAAGAAUGUUUUCUUCAAAACCUAACAGAGCAAGAAGUGACUGAAAUCAAACGGAACAUUGCUGCACUUAAGAAUAUGUUAAUGUACCAGUCUAAUAAGAUUGUUGAGAUUUCUACUGAGAAGAGAGCAAAAAUGGCGUGCAUUGAAGAAUUUAAUCGAAUGAUGGAGAAAAUACAACAGACUUUAGGAAAUAACAUCUUGAUAAGGCUGGGUGAUUUGUUUGAAGAACAUCUUUGCGCCAGGGGUGACAAGUGCUUGGAGGCCUAUCGUGAAAUUUUGCGACAAACACAGUUUUUCGGCAAUAACAAUCAAAUUGACUGGAAAGCUGAUACUGAAAAAGUCGAAGAUGAAUUCAAUUUGUUUAUACCCUUUUCACCAAAAAAUGUAGAUGAUUGUGAUGCAGAAAAGAGCUUUGAAAAAUUUUCAUGUAAUUCCGAAGAGGGUUUUCCACAGACGGUGCCCAAAGAUGUCUUGCAGCAAACUCCUGUGAAGGAUCCGUUGCUUUCUAGAGUGCAAUCUGCGACUCUGAUUCGAAAUGAUGAAUUUGAAUUAGUUUUGGAUAGAACCAGCGGUAGCAUUCGAGAAAAUGAUAUUUUAACAUAUUUGUCUGAAGACAGUUCAGAGCUCUCAGAUUGUGAAAGGGAGACUUGUGAGUACAGAGAAUUAGAAUCAUUAAGCAAAACCACAGUUACCAAUAGAGAACAAUCUGGUUCGAGGCUGUUUAGUAAUGGUUAUUCCUCCUGUAACUUACAUAACAAUGAUUCACAGUCUAAAUGCUUUGAGGUGAUUUUAGACAAAAAUAACAAUGUUGAUUUGAAUUUGACUGCAAAAGCGCAUAUCAGUGAAAUGCGUAAUGAAUCUCAUCACCAGUUUUCUCCUACUGCAAGUAAAGGAGGUAGAUCGGAACCUUGUGGAGAACAGAGAAGUAUAUGUGUCACAGACGGGUGUUCAGCCUCAUGCGUCGAUAAGUACGGAAAGGUUGCUUUGUCAAUGUUCAGUGCAAUCGACAAAGUAAAACAGGAAAGAGAUAAGGAGAAGAAAAUUGUGAUAACAAUACCUUCAGAUGAGAGCACAAUUUCUGCAGAUGAGAUAUGUUUGGAUAGCAGCUGUUCUGAAGAUUUUUAUGAACCGUUCGGAUGGGGAAAUGGGAGAGAGACUGCUCGCCAACGAAAUUAUAAAUGCAGCAAGGAUACGAUGCUCCUCAGUGAGAUGUCUGCAAAGUUGGAAGCCCUUGAUAGUAUUUUAAAUGACGUCAUAGAUAAAGAAACAGUGACAAAGCAUAGCGAUAACAUUGCUAACGGAAAUGGUAUCUGCAGGGACGUUGAGGCAUAUCUAAUUUCAAAAUUCAACUGCAUCAAUGAAAGGGCAAGUCCUAAGACAUCAAAUGAUGAUGUACUCUUACCGCGUAAAAAAAGAAGAUUGGGAUUGGAUUAUGUGACCGACCGUAAUGUUGACUCGCGCAUGUAUCGAUAGAUCGCUGUUUCAAGAUGAUUUCCGCUUGUUACGUGGAUUAACAUGACGAUAGAUCACUGUUUGUUGGGGACAAGAUAAGUUUCGCUUGUUACGAGGUUACGUCGUAUACCGUAGCGUUGUAUCGACAGAUCACUGUUUAUGGGUGACAAAAUGGUUUUCUCCUGUUACCGUAUAUGCGCAACAGGACGUUAUUUUGAUGCGUACGUUGAGUACGUAUGGAUAGAGGAUCAGAUUGGGUAUUGCUUCAAUAAUAGGUUUAUAAAAUGAAUUUGUUCCAACAUGAUUCUUGUUUUUUGAUUGUUGAAAAACCAUUUGGGUAGAGCUCUAAUCUUGCAAGUUGCAAUGGGAAAUUGGAUUUUAUGAUUGCGCUGUUGUUAGAUGGUUCAAACUUUCAAGUUUGAAGUGGGCGUCAAACACAAUGAACUUUAUUAUCAUUUUCGCGAUCGUUGCCAGUCUAAAUUAAAGGCUAGUUAAAGAAUAGAAAUAGAUUCGAGGUUUAUGAAUCAGCAGAGCGUAUAAUAGAUAAAUCAUAAACGAGAUGUUAGUUUAUACUGCAGAUUUUGAUUUCACUGUGGCAAGGGUGUUAUGUACCUUACUUUUUCCGAAUAACCCUGCUAGAAAAUGACAAAAAGCGAUUCAGGUUGUAAAUCUUUUUCCGAAACUGAAGUUUAAGGUUAGCAAGUUAACCGCCAAAGGAAAUUUAUUGUAAAAAAGUUACGACUGUACUUCUAUUUUAAGCAAUUUGUUCUAUUGCCGUUAUAAUGUUUCAAUAUUUCUCACAAUUUGCACGGAAAAAUCAAUAAGGGCAAUAGAUAUUUGCAGUAGUGAUCUCUAACAAAGUUUUUCGACAGCAAUCGGAAAAUUAGCGGAUUUCUAUGUAAAUUAAAGUAUAUUGUAUUACUCGUCACUCUUCUGUGACAAUAUCAAUAUCAUAUGCCCUGACACUGGUCUUCAGUGUAAAAUGUGAGAAGGAUAGAGAUUUGUUUUUAGUUUCAUACAGGCGAAGUAAAACAAGUCAUGUUCACACGAAGGCUUUCUAGGCUCCUUGUACCCGCAUAGCUACAAAUCCAAUUUUCAUGCCCAUAGUAAGUGUUUUACGACCUUUUCGGGCUGUGUUUGUGAAUGUUGUACGACAAUCCUAGCUCAAGCCCAUCGUUUAAUACCAAUGACCUUUUCCGUGGCAAAUCCUUUUCCAGCUUCAGCUGCACCAUGAUUGUCCCGUUCAGAAUGUGUAAAUAUCCAGUGCAAUGUAUCAGACAAAAUGGAUACUAUCUACGAGCCUAACAUUCUUUACAUUAAGCCCUCCAGGUAGAGGCGCCUAGAUAUUCCCUUAAGGCUUAAGCCUUAUUUUCAAGGUAGCCAGGUUUCGCGCUGUUGUUCAAAGCUGUUCUGUUAUCUACGUUGUAAAUAUGAUCUUCUUGCACAGCCAGUUUCGAGCUGAAUAAAUCGUAUUUUAGUACCACGUUCUUUUGUAACCCCUGCCGUUUCAAUAACUGUUCUUGUAUUUACAGCUUUACAGCUUGUAUUUACGAUCUUAAAUAUCAAAUAUCAAGGAGGUUUGUCUAACCAACAUUGCAGCGUGUAUGUACGACUCAUUUUGCACCAAAGCAAUUUCAUUCGAAGACACGUUAUGCUGCGAAUCCAAACUUAACAAGCCCAUUCUAAGUGAGAGCUCAUUUAGAUAUGUCAAAACUGUAUAUAUCUGUGAAGUACUGAAGUUUGCCUUUUUCAAAGCCUGAUAAUUCUUUGCUCAAAUUUUCAUUAUCAUUAGAAGCGAGUCCCCAGUUCGUUUUAUGAACUCUAUCGAAAUAGGCAACCUUCUUGCGAUAGCCUCUAAAGAGUGUCAGACGAAAAACUCUAGUAUGUCUUAAAUGUUUUUUCAAAGCUAUUAUUAAGAAAUAUAUUCAAAGUUAUUGACCUUGAUCAAAAUUGAAGGGCAUAUGAUCAAAAUCCGAUCGCCUAAAUACUCUACCUGGUUCAAAUGCUGGAUUUUCUAAGCAGAUACAUUUUUUCAACAAUCUUUGAACCGUAAAAGGAAGGAAACGCAAUUAAUGAAUCAAUAUUUAUAUUCCAAUGAUAUUCAAGUGUGUCAAUCUGCCAAUCCGUUUAUAAAAACAUACCGGAAACCUGUUUUAGCAAGUCAUAUAGCAAGCAAAAUAAAAGGGUCUUUGCAAAAUCCACUAAUAUUCUUAAAAACUUUCAAGCUAGACUCUCGUGCAUUGUUUCACGCUAAACAAUUUAAGGAUUUUCUUCAGCUGCUUUAAAAAGUUUGAGACUAUGUCUCACUACGAGAUUAUGGUAAAGAUGAAGAUUUGAAGCCCUUUAGGCUUGAAAUUGUAGAAAAAUGUUCAUCAUAAGUGCCUUCAUUAACACCGUUUUUCUUUUGUCAUUUUAAUUGCAAAUUUCUGUACAGAAUACAAAUGAAUACAGGCUGCAGUACACCAUCUAAAAACGAGGUUUUAUUGUCAUUUUCAUAUUAAAAGAAUACCGUUAUGCGAUUCUUGCUAGUGUUUAC